UUUGGUGUUUAGAGAGCCACAAGAGCAGGUAAUGAGUUUCGAUCCCAGUAUCACCUGGAAUCGGGAGGGGAGCUCUAACCACUUGAAUUAUCUCUCACACUCUUGUACCACUGAAUGUACAAUGGUAGUUUUUGAUCAUCCAAUAAUAGUAUUAAUCACCCAAUGGUCCUACUCUUAAUUUAGAAUAUGUAUAUACAUGUAAUUACACUCUUACCCCUUGUCUGCAUUUCUCUAUGCAUAACGAAACUCCAUUAGGACAAGCUCGAACUUAUAUCUUCCUUAUAUCUUCUUUAUAUCAAUACAAAUUACCAUUGGUACAUAGUCAUAUUUCAAUACAGUCCUUACCAAUUAAAAAUUGCAGAGGACCAAAUAGGCAAAUAUUAGCCAUUUUACAUAAACAGUACAACUAUUAUAAGUACAUCACCAACUGUGAAACUAACUAGCCUCCCCUCCUUCAAAAAAAAAAAAGUAAAAAAAAAAAAGGGGUGUGAUAUUGAUAUUACCCUCUCGGAUUGGCUUCUCUUUCCUCCUAACUUUCAUCACACUCAGUGCGCCCACCGUUUUUGAACGGAAGUAUUCAUCAGUCAUCACUAUGAUUCCCUUUGCUGUUCUUUAUGAAACUUUCAGCUUUCUGGAUACUUUAGUCAGGGCAGUAGGACUGGAUGAGGGAAUGCGAAUUCUUGAGGGAAAAACUGAGUUCUUAAGCGCCAGGAUACAGGACAUUGAAGGAGCAUUGCUUUCUGCUUCUACUCAGCAAGUCAAGAAGAGAAAAAGGGAAGAUGACCUCUUGAUCUGGGUGUCUAAGGGUCAUGCGCUUGAGCAGAAAGCGAGAAAGUUAUUAGGAGAUGGCGGUCAAGUACUUUCAGAGAAGAAAAGAAAAUGUGGGGAAGGUAGAAUCUCUUUUCAACGCUGUGCAAAGCUGGUAGACGUUCACAAGUUGAAUGAGACACUGUCAGCUCAUGAAAAAGAGGCUGAUAUCCUUUUGGGAUGUGGUUUGUUUGAUGCGCGAGGUCCUGAUCGUGGUAAACUUAUACCAGUGGGAGAUUUAUUGGGGCAAGUUGCUUCAGAUGGUCUGCAGCAACUUCAAACUCUGUUGCUAGAUGAUAAUGUUGGAAGGAUUGCUAUUCAAGGGAUGGAAGGAAUUGGCAAGACCUUUUUGAUGAAGCACCUGCACAAUUCUGCAUUGAAAUGGGUUGAGGGAUUUUAUUACAAUUUCUGGAUCACUUGUCCUCGUCAGUUCAGCAUCAGGCAUGUACAAGAUGCUGUCGCUGCUGCAGUGAAGUGUGAUCUUCCCUGCGACGGUGACUUAAAUUUAAGGGCUAAAAAACUGUCAGAUACGCUUACAGGUCUUGGAAGUUUUGUGAUUUACCUAGAUGGCAUACCAGACGUACAACUUUCCCUGGUUCAGAUAGGAAUUCCAGUCCCUGCAAAAGGAAGUAAGAGCAAACUAGUUAUAACUACAAGGUCUACUUGUGUUUCUAAAAUUCUGGACUGUUGUAGAACAGUUAAAAUUGAUAGUCUCUCAGAUAUAGAAGCAUCCCAAUUGUUCAGAAAUGAAGCAAGAAUCAGCAUGACUUCUACUUCUAGCUCGCUUGCAAAGAUGUGUCAUGGGGUGCCACGCAGGAUUGUAGACAUAGCUACUCAUAUGUGUGGCAUUGAUGACCCUUGUGAAUGGAGAAAUGCACGUUUUGAGCUUAGGAACCUUGAGAAGGGUGACAAACUUCCGUAUUAGACCAUAUUUGGUGUACUCUACAAAAUUAGAAUAAAGAGGACCUGAGUUGAGGGUUACUUGUAAAUAUUUGUAGCUUAUAUAUAGUUAAAUCACUUUCAAUUGAUAGUUGCUAUUGCAAUAACAA
Messenger RNA from Chenopodium quinoa (quinoa), 1856 nucleotides. Its product is annotated as probable disease resistance protein At5g43730. The coding region runs from base 593 to 1732 and encodes 379 amino acids. The record is from RefSeq and is a predicted model, not a curated record. NCBI's taxonomy places the organism in Eukaryota, Viridiplantae, Streptophyta, Magnoliopsida, Caryophyllales, Amaranthaceae. Gene Ontology annotation, molecular function: ADP binding. The transcript is spliced from 2 exons. Gene Ontology annotation, biological process: defense response to other organism.